GGCCGCGGUCGCGUGACGGGCCGGCCGGGCGCUGCUCGCCAAGAUGGCGGACGAGGAGGGCGAGGGGCUGCCGCGCUCGGCGGCGGCUCCGCAGCGCAACGGCGGCAGCGAGGGGGCCCCGGCGGGCCCGGGAGGCCCCCGCGUCGUCCGCAUCGUCAAGUCAGAGUCCGGUUACGGCUUCAACGUCCGCGGUCAAGUGAGCGAGGGCGGUCAGCUGCGGAGCAUCAACGGCGAGCUGUACGCGCCGCUGCAGCAUGUCAGCGCCGUGCUGGGCGGCGGGGCGGCCGAUCGCGCCGGGGUGCGCAAGGGAGACCGCAUCCUGGAGGUGAACGGGGUGAACGUUGAAGGAGCGACACACAAGCAAGUGGUGGAUCUGAUCCGUGCCGGGGAGAAGGAGCUGAUCCUGACCGUGCUGUCGGUGCCUCCCCACGAGGCAGACAACCUCGACCCCAGCGACGACUCCCUGGGACAGUCCUUCUACGACUACACAGAGAAGCAGGCUGUGCCCAUCUCCAUCCCCACCUACAAGCACGUGGAGCAGAAUGGAGAGAAGUUUGUGGUGUACAACGUUUACAUGGCGGGCCGCCAGCUCUGCUCGAAGCGGUACCGGGAGUUUGCCAUCCUGCACCAGAACCUGAAGCGGGAGUUUGCCAACUUCACCUUCCCGCGCCUGCCGGGGAAGUGGCCGUUCUCGCUGUCGGAGCAGCAGCUGGACACGCGGCGGCGGGGGCUGGAGGAGUACCUGGAGAAAGUGUGUUCGAUACGUGUCAUCGGGGAGAGUGACAUCAUGCAGGAGUUCCUCUCGGAGUCAGACGAGAAUUACAACGGCGUCUCAGACGUGGAGCUCCGCGUGGCGUUACCGGAUAUAACGACGGUGACAGUACGAGUCAAAAAGAACAGCACUACAGACCAAGUGUACCAGGCCGUGGCUGCAAAGGUCGGGAUGGACAGUAUUACUGCAAACUACUUCGCCUUGUUUGAAGUGAUCAACCACUCCUUUGUGCGCAAACUGGCGCCCAACGAAUUCCCCCACAAACUCUACGUGCAGAACUACACCUCGGCCGUGCCGGGGACGUGCCUGACCAUCCGCAAAUGGCUCUUCACUACAGAGGAGGAGGUUCUCCUCAAUGACAACGACCUGGCAGUCACCUACUUCUUCCAUCAGGCUGUUGAUGAUGUCAAGAAAGGCUACAUCAAAGCGGAGGAGAAGUCCUACCAGUUACAGAAGCUUUGUGAGCAGAGAAAGAUGGUCAUGGAACAGGGCUUUGGGCAGCCUGGUCUGGUUGAAGAUGUCCCUGCCCAUGGCAGCAGGGUUGGAUUUGAAUGAUCUUCAGAGGCUCCUUCCAACCCAAACCGUUCUCUGCAGCCUUGAAGGAGACAUCCUUCUUGGAAAGCAGCAGCCUUGGAGAGCAAGGAGAGUGUGGGCCCAGGGCAGGAGGGAUUGUCAGGGCAUGCAGAUGGGCAGGAAUCCAGGCACGGGCCAGGCCCUGCCCGAGGGUCCCAACCCCCCCACCCCCCGUGCCUGGCACGUUCUACCAUGGCUCAGCCUUGGCAGAGCAGCCACUGACUGUGUGCCAAGCAAGGCAGAGAUAAGAGCUGCUGGGGUGUUGCCAGCAUGGAAAGGUGAGGUGCAGCAAUCCUUCCCCCACAGCCCUUCUGGGACAGCUAUUGCUCUUCCUCAGAGCUGAGAGGCCGAGGGCUGCGAGACAGCGGUGCUGGGCUGGGUCCUGGCCCGCUUGGAAUGCAACAUGCUGCUGCCUCCAGGCCUUGCCUGCUUUUUCCUUUGGUCUGGCAGAAGUCUCCCUGGAUUGCAAAUCCUGUGUCAGAGCUCUGUCUGCUCAGAGAUUUUGUUCCUGCCUCUUAUCACUGGGCCCAGCGAGCACUCUGAGGCUCGGCACGACUCGAGGAGCCUGCCUGGCCUGGCUGUGGGGGUGGGAAGGGGAUGCCCUGAGCUCAUCUGCAAGCUUGGCUUGAAGAUCAAACAGCAGAAGUAUCUGACUUGUAAACAGGAUCCUGAGUUGCUUGGGGCUGCUGGUACAGGGUGAAGGCAGGCUGCCCUUUCCCUGCACCCGCCUGCCUUCUCCUGGCCAGCUUUGGCUGCUCUCCAGGAGCCACAGGCUCUCCAGCUCGGCUGGGCCUGGCCAGGCCUCUGCUCAGAGCUGCUCUGGGGGGUCUCCCCUCGGGGUGAGGGCACAGACACUGCUUUGGGUGGACUCCAGAAGGGUCUCCUGAAAUGCUAAUCCACAAGGUUAGUUAUUAACUACCGAUGAGAACCAGCAAAUAGACGCUUCCUCCUGUGGGUUAUGUCAUGGCUGAGUUGUUUCUACUCCUCUCUCUGUCUUUCCAAUGACCAAAGAGGGAUCUGAACCUUUGGAAGGGAACUGUCCCAGCGCAGUGUAACACACACCCACGGCCCAGGAGCAGCGGGAGGGCGAGACAUCUGUGCCCCGAAGAGCCUGUGAAGCGAAAGUCCUUCAUCCUCUCCCUCCCCCCCAGGUUCAGGGUCCUGCCUUAGCUCUUUGGACCAAAAUAGCUCUUUGGACCUUUUCAAUGCUUGUAGCUCUGAGAAACAACAGCUCCCAGCUCUGCCUGGCUGCAGUGAGAGUGGGGCUCUGUCCUGGGGCUGCCUCAGCCCUUUGCUCAGAGCUGAGCGACGGCUCCGGCUGAGGCAGCUCUGGGAAGGGGCUCCUGGGCUCAGGGUUUGGGGAGGGAAUUCCACCCUGGGCUGGGGUAGAAGCAGCCAUUUCUGAGGGCAGGAAAGAGGCAGGAGGGUGCUCUUGCCCCUUUCCCCACAGGCCAACAGGCUUU
Colius striatus (speckled mousebird) is the source of this 2808-nucleotide messenger RNA. It is a transcript of the gene SNX27, whose product is annotated as sorting nexin 27. The record is from RefSeq and is a predicted model, not a curated record. Gene Ontology annotation, molecular function: protein binding; phosphatidylinositol-3-phosphate binding. Gene Ontology annotation, biological process: signal transduction; intracellular protein transport. The coding region runs from base 44 to 1327 and encodes 427 amino acids. NCBI's taxonomy places the organism in Eukaryota, Metazoa, Chordata, Aves, Coliiformes, Coliidae. The transcript has 9 exons. Gene Ontology annotation, cellular component: cytoskeleton; early endosome.